UGGCGGACUAUCGCACGUGUGGCCGGAAAGGAAGUAACAUCACCCGGGAGAGCAGAGAAGCCGGGUUGUGGCGCGGCUGGGAAGGAGCUUCAGCGCCAACAUGUCUCAUUUACCGAUGAAACUUUUACGCAAGAAGAUCGAGAAGCGUAACCUCAAGUUGAGACAGCGCAACCUAAAGCUCCAAGGGACCUUGGGUGUGGGCCUGUCAGAAACUCAAAAUGGAGAUGUGUCUGAAGAAACAAUGGGAGAUGGAAAAGUAAAAAAGUCCCUAAAACAGUCGGUGAAUGCAGACCUGUCAGAAACCCCAAAUGGAGACAUAUCUAAAGAAACAGUAGGAAGUGGGAAAGUUAAAAAAUCUCUAAAACAGUCUAUGAAUGUGGACCUAUCAGAAACCCAAAGUGGAGACAUAUCUAAAACAGUGGGAGGUGGAAAAGUUAAAAAAUCCCUAAAACACUUUGUGAAUGUGGACCUGUCAGAAACCCAAAAUGGAGACGUAUCUAAAGAAACAGUGGUAAGUGGAAAAGUUAAAAAAUCCCUAAAACAGUCUGUGAAUGCAGGCUUGUCAGAAGCCCAAAAUGGAGAUACAUCUAAAGAAACAGUGGGAAGUGGAAAAGUUAAAAAGUCCAGGAAAGAGUCGGUGAAUGCAGGCUUGUCAGAAGCCCAAAAUGGAGAUGUAUCUAAAGAAACAGGGGAAAAUGUUAAAAAACCCUCCAAGAAAUCUAACAUAUUGACCAGUGAUGAAGCAGCAACACAGUCUCUCAAUUCAGAAUCAAAAAAGAAGAAGAAAAAGAAGAAGAGAAAAAUAGUGGAUGAUGCUGGUCCUGAUUCAAAAAAAGCAAAAACUGAAGAUAAAGGAAACCCUGGAGACAGUGCCCAGGCUCCUGAAGAAAGAGAAAACAGUGUGGAAAAGCCAGACAAGGAUGAUGACACUGAGGUGCCCAGCCUGCCCCUGGGACUAACAGGAGCUUUUGAGGAUACUUCAUUUGCUUCGCUGACUGAUCUUGUCAAUGAGAAUACUCUGAGGGCAAUCAAAGAAAUGGGUUUUACGAACAUGACUGAAAUUCAACAUAAGAGUAUCAGACCACUUCUGGAAGGCAGGGAUCUUCUGGCAGCUGCAAAAACAGGCAGUGGCAAAACCCUGGCAUUUCUCAUCCCUGCAGUUGAGCUCAUUGUUAAGUUAAGAUUCAUGCCCAGGAAUGGAACAGGAGUCCUUAUUCUCUCCCCCACUCGGGAACUGGCCAUGCAGACCUUUGGUGUUCUAAAGGAGCUGAUGACGCACCAUGUGCACACAUACGGGUUAAUAAUGGGUGGCAGCAACAGAUCUGCUGAAGCACAGAAGCUUGCCAAUGGGAUCAACAUCGUUGUGGCCACCCCAGGCCGUCUCCUGGACCACAUGCAGAAUACCCCAGGGUUUAUGUAUAAAAACCUACAGUGUCUGGUUAUUGAUGAGGCUGAUCGUAUCUUGGAUGUUGGGUUUGAAGAAGAAUUAAAGCAAAUUAUUAAACUUCUGCCAACACGCAGACAGACCAUGCUCUUUUCUGCCACACAAACUCGUAAAGUUGAAGACCUGGCGAGGAUUUCUUUGAAAAAGGAGCCUUUGUAUGUUGGUGUUGAUGAUGAUAAAGCCAAUGCGACAGUGGAUGGUCUUGAGCAGGGAUAUGUUGUCUGUCCUUCUGAAAAGAGAUUCCUCCUGCUCUUUACAUUCCUUAAGAAGAACCGAAAGAAGAAACUAAUGGUCUUCUUUUCAUCCUGUAAGUCCGUGAAAUACCACUACGAGUUGCUGAACUACAUUGAUUUGCCUGUCUUGGCCAUUCAUGGAAGGCAGAAACAAAAUAAGCGGACAACCACAUUCUUCCAGUUCUGCAAUGCAGACUCCGGGAUUUUGUUGUGUACAGACGUGGCAGCUAGAGGGCUGGAUAUUCCUGAGGUCGACUGGAUUGUUCAGUAUGACCCUCCAGAUGACCCCAAGGAAUAUAUUCAUCGUGUUGGUAGAACAGCCAGAGGCCUAAAUGGAAGAGGGCAUGCCUUGCUCAUUUUGCGCCCCGAAGAACUGGGUUUCCUUCGCUAUUUGAAGCAAUCCAAGGUUCCAUUAAGUGAAUUUGAGUUUUCCUGGUCCAAGAUCUCAGACAUUCAGUCUCAGCUUGAAAAACUGAUUGAAAAGAACUACUUCCUUCAUAAGUCAGCCCAGGAAGCAUAUAAGUCAUACAUCCGAGCAUACGAUUCCCAUUCUCUGAAACAGAUCUUUAAUGUUAAUAACUUAAACUUGCCUCAGGUUGCUCUCUCAUUUGGUUUCAAGGUGCCUCCCUUUGUUGAUUUGAACGUGAACAGCAAUGACGGCAAAGUUAAAAAGAGAGGAGGUGGCGGGGGAUUUGGCUACCAGAAAGCCAAGAAGGUGGAGAAAUCCAGGAUCUUCAAACACAUCAGCAAGAAACCAUCUGACGGCAGGCAGUUCUCUCACUGAAGACACAUCCUGAAGUGGAUUUUCCCCAUGCUCUAACAGAGGCAUUUCUGUUGCUUUAGGAUUUAUGAAUUGACUUGGGUUGCAGGCACUGAGCCCUGUUAUUUCCAGAGAGUCUCCUAUUUGGGGAUAUAAAAGAGAUCAGUAUUUCCUGAUUGCCUGGGGGCAAAAGCAAGAGAUCUUUUUAGUCUUUGUGAUGAUAGUAUAUUUUUAAGUUUAAAUCUUAUUUUCCCAAGUUUGUUACUGUUCUAAUAUAAUUCUUUUUGGUACCGUUCCUUCCUAGUGUCUGAAGAUUUUUGUGUAUCAGCCUGCCAUAAAAGGCAGGUGACCUAGUACACUGGACAGGUGGUGAUGGUGAUGCAGAAAAUUGUUGCCCUUUAACUUUUUUUGAUUUAGACUGUUUCCUGGACCUUAACAGUAGUUUGUUGACCCCUUCUGAAAAUGAAAUUCUUUGGUGAAUACCUAAGAAGCUCCUUUGGUUAAAGGUGGCAUUGGUUUUUAUAUAUGCUGGAUUUUAAAACAAUGAGCCUUUCUCCAUUUUAUUUUUUUAAGAAAUGUGUGUUGUCAUUGUUACUUGAAUAAAGCAUCCAUAGCAGUCCUAUCAUUGAGGGUGGGGUGCAGGCGAGAUCUGAGAUUUUUUUAGCCUCAUUUGCAGGUAUAAUAUUCUAUUCUCCAUUUGGUAACUUAACAGACUUUUUUCUAAUUUUUUUCUUUUUUUUUUUUUUUGGUAAGGCAGAGAGCAGUAACACCUCAGUCGCAUUUGCUUGUUUUAAGUGAUUUGGAUUUUGGUGAGCCCCUGCAAAUCUGCAGAGUACUUAGAAGGCAAAGCAUCUUUUUGAGAAAAAUUGCCUCUUCCAGAUCCAUGAAACAAAAACAUUUGUGGUGAAAACUGAAAAUGAACAGAAGUCAGAAUGAGCAGCAAAGUCAGUAGUUUAGUCGAAUAGGGAUUCUUGUAGGGACUUUAGAUUUCCAAUGUGUUUUCUUUUGUUUCCAGUAUGUUUUGUAACUACAGAAUGGUUGUUACGUUUUGUAGUCAUUUAAAACCAAAGUUCCUGACGUAAUUUUGCUGUCGUACCAGUUAUUUAAGUAUGCAGAGACUGUCAAAUGUAGAAGAAACAGUCCGGGAAACUGCCUUCCAGUAGGAAAAGGAAAGACUGGUAUCAUUCCACAUCUGGGCUCAACCACUGUCACAUCCUGGGUUUCAGACCUUGAUUGCUGGACUCCUGGCAUUUAAUAAUGUUUCUCUUUCCAGUAACUUGUUUUUCUUUGUUUCAGAGAUAAUAAUGUUUUCAAAAAAUACACAAAAGCAAAGAGAAGAAUAUUUAAUCACUGAAUAGCAGUAAAUACUGUCCAUAUUUUGAUAACAUAACCUUCCAGUGUUUUGGGUACAUUUUUUAUCAGAAUGAAGUGAGUCAUCCUCUACCCUCUACUUGUAGCUUGUUUCAUAACGUGUUUUCCUGUGUCAUUAAAUGAUUGCAUCAGUGUCGUA
Molecule: messenger RNA, 3947 nt
Organism: Phacochoerus africanus (Common warthog)
Lineage: Eukaryota; Metazoa; Chordata; Mammalia; Artiodactyla; Suidae
Gene: DDX18
Product: DEAD-box helicase 18
Exons: 14
Coding region: 101-2461 (786 amino acids)
Biological process (GO): maturation of LSU-rRNA from tricistronic rRNA transcript (SSU-rRNA, 5.8S rRNA, LSU-rRNA)
Cellular component (GO): nucleolus
Molecular function (GO): nucleic acid binding; ATP binding; RNA helicase activity
Source: RefSeq, a predicted model, not a curated record